CUCUGUUCGCUCCCCCAGCCCAUGCCUGCCUUUCUCCAUACACACUAAUUGACUACAUGGCUGGACUAUUACUAUGCCUCUAAACACACCUGCACUGCAACCAGCACGAGCAGCACCUGACCAGCACUGAGAUACUUCACUAACCCUCAAAUCAUUGAUUUGAUUUAUUAAAGCAGGAGGACAGACAGAGGAGAAGCACAUACUGGAAAGAGAGAGCAUCCACAGCACAUCUGCAAGCGGUCAUAUCAUGAUUGAGAGUGACAGAGAGCUGUCAGCCAUGGUGCAGGAGCUAUGGGACAAUGAUAUCAACAGACUUAAGCCUGGAAAAGACUACAGGAUCUCCCUUCAGGGAAAAGCUGGAGACAUGAACAUCAAUGACAACAAUGACGGGGCGGGAUAUCCACUGUUUACCUUUGUCGAUGAGAACAUUUUCAAAAAGGAGACUUUUUUAGCCUUUAUCUCCCUGCUGGAUAACUAUGAGAGUGACACCGGUAAGCCAGAAAUUGUAACUCCUGAGGAAGUGGCAGAGAACCACAAGUUCCUGGACUCCAUCGUUCAGACUCCCACCAUGAAGAUAGCCCAUAAAUACCUGGUCAAGAAGCACCUUUCGCCUGAGGAUGAGACAGAAUUCAAGAAGCAGCUGUACAGGAUCUGGUUUGAACUUUAUGCGAGGAGAGGAUCCAGCAGGCCAGACUCUUCGGGCUUUGAACACGUGUUUGUUGGAGAGACAAGAGGGGGGAGGACUGUUAUUGGUUUUCACAACUGGAUCCAGCUAUACUUACAAGAGAAGCUGGGCCAUAUUGAUUACAAAGGCUACAGUGUCACUGCACAUUCACCCCAGCCCGAUGAGAACAAACACAUCCUGGCGCUACAGUUUAGCUGGAAGAACGGUAUAAAGCCCAAGGGCAGCAUCUUCAUCGGAGUCAGUCCCGAGUUCGAGUUCGCCCUCUACACUCUCUGUUUCCUCAACUCGCCUAAUGAACGCGUCAAAGUCCAGUUCAGUUUGUACGACAUGGAGAUUGUUUGCCACCACUACAACCAGAAGCAUAUAGGUACCACCUACCCUGUGCUCCUCAGGUACCUGAACCCUCGGUAACUUGACUAGAAAAUACAUCUGACAUACAACUUCCCCAUCACUUAAGCUUGGGUACAAAGUGUCAUAGGUAUUGUUGUUGUCUUUUUAUUUUACAUAAAGAUACAAUAAAACCUUCCAAGAGCUAACUGCAUUGCCUUUGUUUCUGUUUUGAGAGUGUGCUAUGG
This is a messenger RNA of Neolamprologus brichardi, 1260 nucleotides long. RefSeq names its product endonuclease, polyU-specific 2 (gene endou2). The record is from RefSeq and is a predicted model, not a curated record. Gene Ontology annotation, molecular function: RNA endonuclease activity. Lineage: Eukaryota; Metazoa; Chordata; Actinopteri; Cichliformes; Cichlidae.